AUGGGUCUUAACAACCUCAUCUCCAAGGUCAAGCCCUCUUCUGAGGCGCCAGAGACCUCUCAGUUCUCCUCUCAGGCACCUACCCCAUCUCGUGCUGACUCCACUGCUGAGAAGGAUACCACUAUCAUCGAUGAAAGCCCUGUCAAGUACUUGACAUGGCGUUCCUUCAUCCUUGGUCUGUGUGUCUCCAUGGGUGGUUUCAUCUUUGGUUACUCCACUGGUCAAAUCUCGGGUUUCACUUCUAUGACUGACUUCAAGAUGCGUUUCGCUGAGUACGACGCCGCCACUGAUACCUACGCCUUCAGCAACGUUCGCAACGGUCUCAUCGUUGGUCUGCUCUCUAUCGGAACUAUGAUCGGUGCCCUCGUCGCUGCUCCCAUGGCUGACCGUAUUGGCCGCAAGUACUCCAUCUCCUUCUGGGCUGUUAUCAACAUGGUUGGUAUCAUUGUGCAGAUUGCCGCCACCGAUAAGUGGGCACAGGUUGCUAUGGGUCGUUGGGUCAUGGGUCUGGGUGUCGGUGCUCUUUCUAGCGUCGUCCCCAUGUACCAGUCCGAGUCCGCUCCUCGCCAGGUCCGUGGUGCUAUGGUCAGCGCCUUCCAGUUGUUCGUCGCCUUCGGUAUCUUCAUCUCCUACAUCGUCAACUUCGGUACCUCCAAGAUGACCCACUCCACUGGCUCGUGGCGCAUCACCAUGGGUAUCGGUUUCGCCUGGCCCCUGAUCCUGGGUGUUGGUACCCUUUUCCUGCCCGAGUCCCCCCGUUUCUCUUACCGCCAAGGUCGUGUCGAGGAGGCCCGUGAGGUCAUGGCUAAGCUUUACGGUGUUCCCGAGAACCACCGUGUUGUUGCUCAGGAGAUGGCCGAUAUGAAGCAGAAGCUUGAUGAGGAGAACGCCGUUGGUGUUGCUCCCUGGCACGAGAUCCUCACCGGUCCCCGCAUGUUCUACCGUACCAUGCUUGGUAUUGCUCUGCAGUCCCUGCAGCAGCUGACUGGUGCCAACUUCAUCUUCUACUACGGUACUUCCAUCUUCAACGGUAUCGGUAUCAGCAACUCCUUCGUUACCUCCAUCAUCCUGGGUGCUGUCAACUUCGGUAUGACCCUGCCCGGUCUGUACAUCGUUGAGCACUACGGUCGUCGCAACUGUCUGAUGGCUGGUGGUGCCUGGAUGUUCGUCUGCUUCUUGAUCUGGGCCUCUGUUGGUCACGAGAUCCUCAACGCUGACCCCACCAACCACUCCGCUGGUGUUGUCAUGAUCGUCUUCACCUGCUUCUUCAUUGUCGGUUUCGCCACCACCUGGGGUCCCAUCGUUUGGGCCAUCUGUGGUGAGAUGUACCCCUUCCGCUACCGUGCUACCUGCAUGGGUGUCGCCACCGCCGCCAACUGGACCUGGAACUUCCUCAUCUCCUUCUUCACUCCCUUCAUCUCCAGCGCCAUUGACUACCGUUACGGUUACGUCUUUGCUGCCUGCUGUUUCGCCGCCGUCCUGGUUGUCUUCUUCUUCGUCAACGAGACCCAGGGUCGCACUCUUGAGGAGGUUGACACCAUGUACGUCCUGCAGGUCAAGCCCUGGAAGUCCGCCAGCUGGGUUGCCCCUGAGGGUAUCAUCGCCGAUAUCCACGCUCCUCACGAGCCCAAGCCCGCUGAGAGCGGUGUUGGCGAGCACCAGCACCACGACGGUGUUGAGAUUGCCGAGGAGCAGCAGUAA
Messenger RNA from Penicillium malachiteum, 1701 nucleotides. Its product is annotated as sugar porter family MFS transporter. NCBI's taxonomy places the organism in Eukaryota, Fungi, Ascomycota, Eurotiomycetes, Eurotiales, Aspergillaceae. The transcript is spliced from 3 exons. Gene Ontology annotation, biological process: carbohydrate transport; transmembrane transport. Gene Ontology annotation, molecular function: carbohydrate:proton symporter activity. The record is from RefSeq and is a predicted model, not a curated record. Gene Ontology annotation, cellular component: plasma membrane. The coding region runs from base 1 to 1701 and encodes 566 amino acids.